GAACCUACAGUGACCAGUGGCCAGAAUUUUUUAAAUUUUCGGAAAUAAAUAUCGUUAUACUUAAAAAAAAAAUGCGUGUUAUCUCUUCUAUGAUGAUUCCGUUGUGCAUUUCCACAAUCUUAUUUGCAUCGACAUUGGCAGCGCCUCAGUUUACAGCGCAAAGGCAAUUUAUUAACGAAGCACCAACUCCAUAUGAGUACCAAUACAAAGUGGACAACCCCCCGACUAACACAUUUUUCGGCAAGAACGAAGCUGGGGAUGCCGCUGGAAGGGUCUCGGGGUCCUACUACGUCUAUCUCCCGGACGGCAGGCUCAUGACCGUCGACUACGUGGUGAACGGAGAUUCUGGAUUCGUUCCCAAGAUAGUUCUAUCGAAUCAAGCGACCCCUUACCGCGGGGUCUUCCAGGGCUAGUCUCGCGCGGUGUCCUGCCAAGAAAUACAACGCUUCGCUUUCCAAAAAGACCGCAUUCUAAGUAACGCACAUAAAAGUGUAGCCAAAAAUUUAUUUUUUUUAUAAUGAAAGUAUGAAUCGCAAUAAACAAUUUUCUUGUGUCUA
Messenger RNA from Anoplophora glabripennis (Asian longhorned beetle), 557 nucleotides. RefSeq lists its product as uncharacterized. Gene Ontology annotation, cellular component: extracellular matrix. NCBI's taxonomy places the organism in Eukaryota, Metazoa, Arthropoda, Insecta, Coleoptera, Cerambycidae. The record is from RefSeq and is a predicted model, not a curated record. The coding region runs from base 72 to 413 and encodes 113 amino acids. The transcript has 3 exons.